Aspergillus pseudoviridinutans is the source of this 1746-nucleotide messenger RNA. RefSeq names its product CRAL-TRIO domain-containing protein. The transcript is spliced from 4 exons. Bases 1 to 1746 code for a protein of 581 amino acids. The record is from RefSeq and is a predicted model, not a curated record. Lineage: Eukaryota; Fungi; Ascomycota; Eurotiomycetes; Eurotiales; Aspergillaceae.
AUGCAUGCUUGUUCGUCUAUUCGACGCCGUCUACUCCUUCCUUCGGCCAACUCCGUCCAUUUCCGCUCAUACUCCCUGCCAUUAUUACCGAUUGGAGGCGCAUCUAAGCCUUGUUCAGCUUCAGUCUCCUUAGCUAGACGAUCAACCUUCACUGUAGCGUCAUCGCGGAACAGCCCUCUGAGGAAGGCUUCAUCAUUUUGGACAGUUACAUUCGCUCUUGCUGUCAUUUGCGGAGGAGUUUGGUUACAGGAUAAACGCUAUCAUCCCAAGGACGACUCGCCUGCUCCAUCAACUUCGCAGAAUAUCCAGCCUGAACAGGAACCGUUUCUCGGCGUAAUUGACACUCUUAAAACAAUGCCUACCAAUUUGCCUCCUGGAACCGUGGGGAAUCUCACGGCAGAGCAGGAAGCGAAACUGCAGGAAUUUUGGGUGCUGCUCCUGAAGGUCUUUGGCGUUAAACUUGAUGCGCUGGAGUCAGCUAAGGAAGCACCGGCCAGCACGCCGCAGGAGAACAAGAAAGAGCCCAAGCGACGAUUCGGACUGUUCGGUAGAGGCAAGGACAGUGAAGAUGGCGCCGCGAGCGAGAAAUCUGCGGAAGGAAUCACAACCAACCUCGCGUCUAUCAAUAUUUCUGAUGGAGACGAUAAGUAUGGACAGUCGAAGGAGUUCCAGCAAACUCUGGUUGACAUGUCGCCGGAGGAGAUCCGGACAACAUUCUGGACUAUGGUUAAACAAGAUAAUCCCGAUUCUCUGCUUUUACGCUUUCUACGGGCGCGCAAGUGGGAUGUCAAAAACGCUCUCGUCAUGUUUAUUUCCACUAUCCGCUGGAGGUUGAUGGAUGUGAAGGUGGAUGACGAUAUCAUGAAGAAUGGCGAGCAGCAUGCUCUCAAACAGUCGCAGAGUACCGACCCUACUGAAAAGAAAGCUGGUGAAGAUUUCUUGAUGCAAAUGCGUCGGGGAAAGAGUUUCCUCCACGGUGUCGACAAAUCAGGCCGGCCAAUUUGCGUCGUCAGGGUGCGCCUGCAUAAGGCUGGUGAUCAAAGUUCAGAGGUCUUGGACCGCUUCACUGUUUACACAAUUGAAUCGGCGCGCAUGAUGCUUGCGCCUCCCGUCGAAACUGCUUGUAUCAUUUUCGAUAUGACCGACUUCUCAUUGGCGAAUAUGGACUACUCUCCGGUCAAGUUCAUGAUCAAAUGCUUCGAGGCCAACUAUCCUGAAUCGCUAGGAGCGGUGCUCAUUCACAAGGCGCCUUGGAUCUUCUCAGGCAUCUGGAACAUCAUCAAAGGAUGGCUUGAUCCGGUCGUUGCUGGCAAGGUCCAUUUUACUAAGAAUGUCAAGGAUCUGGAGGAGUUCAUUCCUCGAGAUCGCAUCAUGAAGGAGCUUGAGGGUGAUGAGAAUUGGGAGUACAAGUACGUGGAAUGCGAACCGGACGAAAAUAAGCCGAUGGAAGAUACAGCCACACGAGACCAGCUGUUAGCAGAGCGACGUGAACUCGGGAAAGAAAUCCAAGACGCCACCAUUUCAUGGAUCUUGGCCAGCUCCAAAGGAGACAAGGACGCCGUGGCAACAGCUAAAGACAGGAGAAAGGACCUUAUUGAGCGGUUAAGGGCGCAAUACUGGCAGCUUGACCCUUACGUACGUGCCAGGUCCCUGUACGAUCGCUUGAAUGUGAUCCAAGGUAAUGGCAAAAUCGACUUCUAUUCAGCGGAGAGCAUGUCCAAGGGAAACGCGGCCAGCAGCCAAUAA